AUGGAGUUCAAGAGAGACAACACUGUCAGAUUCUAUGGGGACGAGAAGCAAACUUUAGAAGUAAAUGAAAAGCGACAACCGUUGUUUAAAUCAUCAACAACAGCAACAGUAGCUCCAUUUCAGAAACCAGAACAAGUUAUCCCCAAAAAGAGCCACAAGAUUCGUCUUCUCCGUCUCAAACUCCCUAGAUUCGGGGGAUUCAAAGUCUUCCCGGAGAAUUUCGAGAUCGAGAGAGACAAGAUUCUCGAUCCUGGUGGUGACGCAGUGCUUCAAUGGAACAGAGUCUUCCUCUUCUGGUGUCUCGUUGCUCUUUACGUCGAUCCUCUCUUCUUCUUCCUCUCUUCAGUCAAACGCGUCGGACGAUCCUCUUGUAUGACCACAGAUUUGAAUCUCGGAAUCGUCGUCACUUUCUUCAGAACACUAGCGGAUCUCUUCUAUGUCUUGCACAUUGUCAUCAAAUUCAGAACAGCUUACGUCUCUCGCACUUCAAGAGUGUUUGGUCGUGGUGAGCUAGUCAAAGAUCCUAAAAUGAUCGCUAGAAGAUACUUGAGAUCAGAUUUCAUCGUUGAUCUCAUCGCUUGCUUGCCUCUUCCUCAGAUUGUGAGUUGGUUUAUCUUGCCAUCAAUCAGAAGCUCUCACUCAGAUCACACCACAAACGCUCUUGUCCUCAUUGUUCUUGUUCAAUACAUUCCUCGCCUUUAUCUGAUUUUCCCUCUAAGCGCAGAGAUCAUCAAAGCCACCGGAGUUGUAACAACCACUGCUUGGGCCGGUGCUGCUUACAAUCUCCUUCAGUAUAUGCUCGCUAGUCAUAUUCUUGGUUCGGCUUGGUAUCUACUGUCAAUAGAACGUCAAGCAACGUGUUGGAAAUCAGAAUGUCGAAAAGAGUUUGCGCCGAUAGAAUGCGUUACAGAUUACUUUGACUGUAGUACACUGAACAGUGAUCAUCGGAACAGCUGGCAGAAUGUAACCGUUGUCUUCAGCAACUGCGACCCUUCGAAUAAAAUCGGAUUCACGUUCGGGAUCUUCGCUGAUGCUCUCACCAAGAACGUUGUUUCUUCGCCGUUCUUGGAGAAGUAUUUGUAUUGCUUAUGGUUUGGCUUGCAGAAUCUAAGUUCUUAUGGACAGAGUCUGAGCACAAGCACCUCUGUUCUUGAGACAAUUUUUGCUAUAUUUGUGGCUAUCUUUGGUCUUGUUUUGUUUGCUCUUUUGAUCGGAAACAUGCAGACGUAUUUGCAAUCGAUCACGGUGAGGCUUGAGGAGUGGAGACUGAAGAGAAGAGACACAGAAGAAUGGAUGAGACAUCGUCAACUACCACAGGAUCUGAGAGAACGAGUGAGGCGUUUCGUGCAGUACAAGUGGUUAGCGACUCGAGGUGUUGAGGAAGAAACCAUUCUUCAUUCUUUACCUUCAGAUCUCCGCAGAGACAUUCAAAGACAUCUCUGUCUCGAUCUUGUUCGUCGUGUGCCACUGUUUGCGCAAAUGGAUGAUCAGUUACUAGACGCGAUAUGCGAGCGGUUAGUGUCGUCUCUAAGCACGCAAGGGAACUACAUUGUACGAGAAGGUGAUCCAGUGACGGAAAUGCUCUUCAUCAUCCGUGGAAAGCUUGAUAGCUCGACGACUAAUGGAGGCAGGACCGGUUUCUUCAACUCAAUCACACUCAGGCCAGGAGAUUUCUGUGGAGAAGAGCUUCUUGCAUGGGCGUUGCUUCCAAAGUCAACUGUUAACCUACCGUCUUCAACAAGAACUGUGCGAGCUUUAGAAGAAGUUGAAGCGUUUGCUCUACAAGCAGAUGAUCUUAGAUUUGUGGCUAACCAAUUCAGACGUUUACAUAGCAAGAAGUUGCAACACACGUUCCGUUAUUACUCUCACCAAUGGAGAACUUGGGCGGCUUGUUUCGUGCAAGCCGGUUGGAGACGGUAUAAGAGAAGAAAGUUGGCAAAGAGUCUGAGCUUGGCUGAGUCAUUCUCUUCUUAUGAAGAGGAAGAAGAGGCUAUGGCGGUUGCUGCUGCAGCAGAGGAGAUGAGUCAAGAAGGAGAGACACAGAGCAGCAAAGCUCGUCCUCAUACUUCUGACGUGAAACCGCAUUUCGCUGCGACGAUAUUCGCUUCGAGGUUUGCUAAGAACACGAGGAGGACGGCUCAGAAGUUGAAGGAUGUUGAGCUACCGAUGCUUCCUAAACCGCAUGAGCCUGAUUUCUCAGUUGAUGUUGAUUGA
Messenger RNA from Microthlaspi erraticum, 2214 nucleotides. The record is from the annotation of a GenBank genome assembly. Lineage: Eukaryota; Viridiplantae; Streptophyta; Magnoliopsida; Brassicales; Brassicaceae.